Molecule: messenger RNA, 714 nt
Organism: Boeremia exigua
Lineage: Eukaryota; Fungi; Ascomycota; Dothideomycetes; Pleosporales; Didymellaceae
Exons: 3
Coding region: 1-714 (237 amino acids)
Source: RefSeq, a predicted model, not a curated record
AUGACCAAGUUCUCGCUCGACGACUUGGACAGGCACAUUGACAACCUCCGCGCGCAAUUGCAAUACCUGAACGAAGGCCUCGAUGCGACCGACCACAAUGCACCCGACUGGCUGGCUGCUGAUCUGCUGUCGCUGCGCAACAAGUCCGGCAGGCUGCAAGACGACAUGAAGCGGUUCCGCGAUCAGCUGGAGACUGAGGGCUUGGCGACUAAAAAGGCCAAGAAUGCCAGUAAGCGGCUCAGCAUAGAAGCCACAACGGCGCAAGAUCCUCCCCAGUCCUCAACAAAGAGGGUCAGACUCAGCAUACCGGGUGCAGAGGACACGUCCGAGGUUCGUCCCGCGGACGAAGAGUUGACGCAACGGCCGAGCUCAGCGCACACCGAGUCGGCAUACAUCGUAGAGCACAUCGACGUCACAGAAGAGGUCAACAGAAGACUACAGGAGAGUCGACUGCGCCGACUUAUGGAGACGCCAAGCACCGCACAGAAACGGAAACGCGAUGACGAAGAUACGCACAUGGAGAGCAGCACAGAAGCAGAGCUGACUCCACGAACUGGACGCAAUGAUAGCAACGACGACCCGACACCAACGAAACGCAUGAGAAUGAGUGGUGGCUUUGAGCAGGCCGGCAAGAGAGCGCGGGAUGAAGGCGAGAGGCCCCGUGCAGCAUCGAACAGCUUCAAGCGGCGGAAAUACUCAUGGAAGUCUAAUUGA